AUGUUCCGCACCGCCAUCAUCCGCUCUGCCGCCAUGGCCUCGCGCGCCGUCGCCCGCCCGGCCGUCGUCUCCCGCCUCAGCGCUGCUCCCUUCGCCAGGGCUGCCGCUCCCGCCGUCCCCAAGUGGGCUGCUCUCCAGUCGGUGCGCAUGUACUCGGCCGCCUCGGGGCUCAACAAGGACGAGGUCGAGGGCCGCAUCAUUGGCAUCCUCAACGGCUUUGACAAGGUCACCGACACUAGCAAGGUCGGCCCCACCGCCCACUUCUCCAACGACCUCGGCCUCGACAGCCUCGACACCGUCGAGGUCGUCAUGGCGAUAGAAGAGGAGUUCAGCAUCGAGAUCCCCGACAAGGACGCCGACGCCAUCCACAGCGUCGACCAGGCCGUCACCUACAUCCUCAGCCAGCCCGAUGCCAACUAA
Messenger RNA from Microdochium trichocladiopsis, 420 nucleotides. RefSeq names its product acyl carrier protein-like protein. Gene Ontology annotation, molecular function: acyl binding; acyl carrier activity. The transcript has 3 exons. NCBI's taxonomy places the organism in Eukaryota, Fungi, Ascomycota, Sordariomycetes, Xylariales, Microdochiaceae. Bases 1 to 420 code for a protein of 139 amino acids. Gene Ontology annotation, biological process: fatty acid biosynthetic process. Gene Ontology annotation, cellular component: mitochondrion. The record is from RefSeq and is a predicted model, not a curated record.